Molecule: messenger RNA, 2648 nt
Organism: Pocillopora verrucosa
Lineage: Eukaryota; Metazoa; Cnidaria; Anthozoa; Scleractinia; Pocilloporidae
Biological process (GO): potassium ion transmembrane transport
Cellular component (GO): membrane; voltage-gated potassium channel complex
Molecular function (GO): delayed rectifier potassium channel activity; ligand-gated monoatomic ion channel activity
Source: RefSeq, a predicted model, not a curated record
UCGUGUACACACAGUCAUUGCCCCCUAAGAUGUACCCACUUGGUGUUCAUAAACCAACAAUGAGGGCUAGGUUACUUCUCGUCGUUUCCUUCGUAGUCAAUUUCAAAAUUCAUCACAGUUCCAACACUGUUUUCCUGCAAAAAUUUAUGCAGUUUAAUCUAACUUCUCCAGGGGAAGAGACUUUUUCACCAACAGAUUCGAGACCAGAAGCAAACUCAAGCGAUACCUCCAAUGACUCUAACGUUCUUACGUUCGACCUUGGGCACUCUCCCGUUUGUCCAAACGAGAUGAACAUAUUUUGGCAACUGAGGCCACCGUUCACUUCGGAAAGAAAUGAUAGCAAAGAUAAACCGACUGAUGGGAUUUUCCAUCAAGCUUUAGAUUUCGCUUUAGGCGAGUGCUGCCAAUUUUACAGGGGAAAUAAACCUGUAAUGCGUUACUUAGAAAUGACCGAUAAUUCGACUUCGCUUCGCAGCCAUAUUCUCGCAGAUGAAACGAGCUUGGUGUUUCCCGUACAAGAAGAUUGGUUCAUAGGUCGUAUGCUCUACAUUAAUGUGUUGGAUUCUCCUGGAGUUGUUUUGAUUCGAAGAGAAACUUUUUAUUCAACGGAGAGAAGAACUCAGCUGUUGAAAGCAAUUUUUGGAACGUGGCCUAUCGUAAUUUUAAGCCUUUUGUUAUCGUCUGUUGCUGGAAUCUUCAUAUGGAUGUUGGAAACUAGAACAAACAAAGAGGAGUUUGGUCGUCCUUUCUACCGUGGAGCUUUUGAUGGAUUCUGGUGGGCGUUUGUCACCAUGUCAACAGUCGGAUAUGGUGAUAAAACCCCAAAGUCAAUAGGUGGCAGGUUGUUUUCUGUGGUAUGGAUUAUAACUGGAAUCACUGUAUGCUCUGUACUGACUGCCACACUUGCAAGUGCUUUGACGAAUGUCACAGUGGAAAGAUAUGAUGUCACCGCAACAAGAACCAUUGGCGCACAGAAGGAAAGCUUUGCCUUUAAGCAAGCUGUAAACCUCGGAGCAAACGUUGCAGAAUUUGAAAACCUUCAGGAAGCGUUCUUUUCUUUGGAAAACGGAUCUGUAGAAGGUAUUUUGGAGGAAAUGUUCACUGGGAUUGAGUUUAUGAAACGGAAACCUAAUAAAGGAUUAUCAAUUGCUCAAGUGUUUGAAAGACAACACUACUACGGUGCAGGAAUAAAAAGGGAUGGCUUCAGUGCUAAGGUGUUGGACUGCCUACAAAAAGUCGUCAACUUUGUCUCUGAGGAUAUCUAUUCCAAUACAAGCAGACUUCUUAAAUCUUUCAAACAUUUUGACGAGUCUUCUUCUCAGAUGAGUGAAACACCUACCGAUUCAGCCAACCAAAACUACAGUGGCCUAUUUGAUCACAGUUCUGUAUCAUUUAAAGCAACGGUUAUCGGAAUUUCUGUUACCCUAGUUCUGUUCAUGACCUGCUCCUCUGGGUUUGCGGGGAUCAAGCAUCUACGACGAAAGAUAUCAAAGGAACCAGUUGACUUAGAAGCUGGAGUAAAAUGAGGUUUCAUUUUUAUUCAAGGCUAUGUACAGGAUAUUUCUUUACAAGAUAUGAAAAAAGGUCAAGCUUGCUGUCACGUUUACUAACUUCCAAUCCAAUCUAAUCCAUUACCGUGCACAUGCUGAGUUAAGAUAACUUACCUUCCUCGCGAGCUGUAUUAAAACACUGCAUUGGCUUUUCUUUACUAAGCACAUGAUUGGUCUGAAAAGUCUUGUCAGCCUUAGAACCAAUCCGAUAUCCAAGUAAAGAGAGUCGUAAUUUGGUCACUCGCGAUUGUCCAGCGCUUCGAACUGUUUACUUGUUUUUACUUUAGACUCACUGACGCUAUGGAUAUUUGACUUGUUCUAAUCGGCAGUUUUGAUUACUUUACCCAGUCUCGGAUUUGCCAUAUUUAAUCGAAAUCCAUGCUAUUUCGCCUUUUCCCGCGGUCGCCCUUAUUUAAUGCACGAGUGCUUGAAACUAUGGAGUUUUUAAUCUAUCGUUGUAAUAUGUGGAUUGAGGAUAGUUUAGCUUUAUAUAACUUAAAUUUUUUUUUUUGGAAACUAGUUACACUAACAUGACAACCAAAUUUCCUGUUUUACUAAUCAAAGUGAAUCGUUCACAUGCAUAUUUGGACAAGGUAACUUGGCUUUCAAUUUGAUAGUCAGGAAGGUUAGUCUUGGUCUGGGGUCUUGUGACUGAAAACGAGCAGAAAAAAAAUUACCUUUGGUUAUAAUUUAAGGAUAGACUAGAUUUGAGAUAUGACUGAAUCUUUGUAGAGGAAGUAGCCAUUUUAUAAAUAAUUCAUAAAGUUUAAAAUUUGUGUACUGCUUUCUGUCUUAAUUUAAGAACUGAGUGGUGACAAGACUGAGCACUUCCACAAAUAUUACUGGAUUACAUUAAGUAAAAAGAUAAACAAGGAGCUUUGGAAGACCUUGAGUCGUUAAUAAAAAUUAAUCAAUACAAAAUAAAUGAAACUGACACUUGUAGUCAUUCUGCAAACUCGUACACUAAGCCAACAGUCAACAUCGAGAAAAACACGAUGAGAAGAAUCCGAAAAGUUCUCCCAAACUGGUGCGAGUUACCAUCCAGCAUCUUCACUAUGACGUCAAUGUCAUCAGCUGUCACUCGACGGUUCGACUCAU